Nicotiana attenuata is the source of this 2686-nucleotide messenger RNA. RefSeq names its product proline-rich receptor-like protein kinase PERK1. Bases 218 to 2443 code for a protein of 741 amino acids. The transcript is spliced from 9 exons. Gene Ontology annotation, molecular function: protein kinase activity; ATP binding. The record is from RefSeq and is a predicted model, not a curated record. Gene Ontology annotation, biological process: protein phosphorylation. NCBI's taxonomy places the organism in Eukaryota, Viridiplantae, Streptophyta, Magnoliopsida, Solanales, Solanaceae.
GGAGGGGUAAGAGACGUUCUCCCUGUGAAGGGAAAAAUGACAUUGCCCCAAUAAAGAUUUCUCUCUCUUUUCCCCUUUGAGAACCCUUCUUUCUCGGUCUUCAUUCAGGGGCAUUGAGGGAGUUGUUGAGACAAAUAGUUAACGGGAAAGGUUGAUAUUCCGGCGGUUGCGUGUAUGUUCACGCUCAAUCUUGGCCGGAAGUUCAUCGUCGGUGAAUAUGGACAAUUCUACUUCAUCUUCUCCUCCUUCGCCACCUUUGUCUUCUCCUCCUCCUCCAGAGUCUUCUCCUCCUCAGUCUUCGCCUCCUCCUUCAUCUUCUCCUCCUCCUCCUCCUCCUCCUGAUUCUUCACCUCCUCCUCCUUCUUCUUCUCCUCCUCCUUCUUCACCUCCUCCCUCUUCACCUCCUCCUUCUUCACCACCGCCCCCAUCUCCUGAAGCGCCACCGUCGAAAUCUGACAAUUCUCCUCCUCCUCCAUCCCCCGAAUCACCACCACCGAAAUCUGAUUCUCCUCCUCCUGCAUCACCACCACCUCCUAUAGAAUCUCCUCCCCCACCACCCGCGGAGUCUCCUCCACCACCGAAAUCUGAUUCGCCUCCUCCUCCUUCUGAUACACCUACGGAAUCACCACCACCCUCAUCACCCUCACCGCCAACACCCACCACGAACACAACACCCCCUCCUCCCAAAAAUACCUCAACUACUCAACCUAAUUCUCCUCCGUCACCUAUAUUCUCUCCACCACCUCCUGUUUCUCCACAAUCACCUCUACCUCCUCCUGAAAAGUUAACUCCUCCUCCACUUUCUCCACCUUCGCGAGAUGCACCAUCAAAUAAAUCACAUGGUUCCUCAGGAAGCAAUAACUCGCCACCAUCUAAUAAUUCCUCAUCUACCUCAAAUGUGGUAAUAGUAGCUGCAAUAGCUGUGGCAGGUUUAUUGAUUCUUGCACUUGUCAUUGUCUGCCUAUUAUGCAAUAGAAAGAAGAAAAAACAACCUUACUAUGUGGAUCCUGCACGUCCACCUCAUGGUGGUGAUCCUUACUACAAUACCGCAAAUUAUUCAACUAGCCCUCUACCAAAUACUGAGCACAUUGUUAAGCUAGCUCCACCACCAGGUGUAAUGGGAACUCCUCUAGAAGGACCACGCGGGUGGGCCCCGCCGCCACCGCCUCCGGCCGCUAACACGAGCAGUGAAUAUAGCUCAGGUUAUUCAAGCCAUAUACCUGGGGUUCCAAUACCACCAAAAUCACCUAAUCUUGGUGGACUUGCAAAAAUUCAGUUUACUUAUGAGAACUUAGCAACAGCAACAGGUGGAUUUUCACAAGCUAAUUUGUUAGGACAAGGAGGAUUUGGGUUUGUACACAAAGGUAUUUUGACUGAUGGAUGUAUUGUUGCUGUAAAGAGUUUGAAAUCUGGGAGUGGACAAGGUGAAAGAGAAUUUCAAGCUGAGGUUGAGAUUAUUAGCAGAGUUCAUCAUAGGCAUCUUGUUUCUCUUGUUGGAUUUUGUAUUGCUGAUGGACAAAGAAUGUUGGUCUAUGAAUUUGUUCCUAAUGGAACCUUGGAGUUUCAUCUUCAUGGCAAAGGUCGACCUGUUAUGGAUUGGGAAACAAGGCUUAAAAUUGCGUUGGGAUCAGCCAAGGGACUGGCUUACCUCCACGAAGAUUGUCAUCCUCGCAUUAUCCACCGUGACAUCAAGGCUGCAAACAUUCUACUUGAUAACAAUUAUGAAGCUAUGGUGGCAGAUUUUGGAUUGGCUAAACUCACAGAAGACACCAAUACUCAUGUGUCGACCCGUGUUAUGGGAACUUUUGGGUACUUAGCGCCAGAAUAUGCAUCAAGUGGUAAGCUAACAGAAAAGUCGGAUGUGUUUUCGUUUGGAGUCAUGCUAUUGGAACUCAUAACUGGGAGGAGACCUCUGGACACUACCAAUAAACUCAUGGAAGACUGCCUAGUAGACUGGGCUAGACCCUUUCUUACAAAAGCAUUGGAAGAGAAUCAAUACGAUGAACUGGUAGACGCGCGACUAGAAGGAAAAUUUGAUCCCGAUGAGCUGCAUCGGAUGGUAGCUUGUGCUGCUGCUAGCGUUCGCCAUUCUGCUAAAAGACGUCCAAGAAUGAGCCAGAUAGUACGUGCCUUGGAUGGUGAUUCAUCAUUGGAGGACUUGAAUGAAAAACCUGGCAAAAAUACAGCUAACUUUGGCAAUGGGGCGGCAUCUGAUAUUUACGAUACUCGUGCAUACAAUGCUGAUAUGAUGAAGUUUAGGCAAAUGGUAAUGACAAGCCAAGACUUUAACAGCAGUGAAUAUGGAGCUACAAGUGAUUAUGGACUCAAUCCUUCUUCCUCAAGCAGUGAAUUCAGUUCUGAGUAUGGUUAUUCAGGAGGCCACCAAAGCAAACAAAAUGAAAAUAAUUUAUUGAAAAAGAAGGCUCAAGUUAGUGAAAUAUGACUGAUUUAGUUUCAGUUAUAUUGUUCUAAAAGAGUAUGUUAUAUAGAUAAUUCUAUAAGACUCUAAUGUGCAUAUGCACAUAAGUUAAACAUAUGCACGUUAUCCAAAAAAAAAAAAAAAAGACAUAAGUUUUAUUUAUUUUUGACAUUUGUAGGGAAGACUAAUGAAAGAUGAAAUCUAUGUAUCAUAACUUACUAUUUAAAGAAAACGAGGAUUUAAUCAAAUGUCAAAAACUUACUACUA